Xenopus laevis (African clawed frog) is the source of this 2025-nucleotide messenger RNA. RefSeq names its product C-C chemokine receptor type 3. Bases 327 to 1361 code for a protein of 344 amino acids. The transcript is spliced from 4 exons. The record is from RefSeq and is a predicted model, not a curated record. NCBI's taxonomy places the organism in Eukaryota, Metazoa, Chordata, Amphibia, Anura, Pipidae.
AAAUUCAGUUAUCUGAAAUGCCCUCCCAAAGAAAUGUUGCAUUGCUGUAUGAGCCAACUUUUCCAGCCUUGAGUGUGCAUUCAAAAAACUGUCCCACAGUUUUUACUACACAUUUUAGAAUACAUCCCAAGAAUAGCAAACUUCCAUUGGCAAAUGUAAGGAAAAGGAUGUGGUGAUACAGAGAUUGAACACCAAUUGGGAAAUUGGGAAGUAGAAAAUUACAAGGUGCUACCCAGCAGCAUUCAAACAAUAUCAGGAAUAACAGGUUCACACCGGGAUCAUUUUUCAAGUAUUUUUCCCCGUGAGCUUUUGGCUUAAUCAGAGCGAUGACGACCACAGAAGCCUAUGAUUAUGAUUUUGCUUACUCGACAGACUACCCUGAUAGUAACACAGAUUUACCAAUAAGUGUUUGUGAGAAAGAGGAUUUGCAAUCAUUUCUAUCCUUUUUUGCACCAAUUGUUUUCUACAUAUUGUUCGUUUUGAGUAUAACUGGAAACGCGUUGAUCCUAAUUAUUCUUGUGAAGUGGGAAAAAUUCAACACGGUCACUAACAUCUUCAUCCUAAAUCUAGUUAUCUCAGAUGUAUUAUUUUCGGCUACCCUUCCAUUCACGGCUUUCUAUAUUUAUUCCUCCUGGAUCUUUGGAGACUUGAUGUGUAAACUGACAACUGCCUUUUAUUAUUCUGGGUUUCAGAGUUUUGUCAUCUUUCUCACACUGAUGACAGUUGAUCAGUAUUUAAUGAUUGUUCACUCUUGGUCUUCUACUUCCAGAUCUAGAAUCCAAUAUGCAGUAAACAUAAGUGUAAUUGCUUGGUGUCUGAGCAUAACGUUAAGUCUCCCAGAUGUCAUACUUUCAUCAACAAAAGAAAAUGAUUUUGGUGAUACUGUAUGUGAAAUGUUAUCUAUUCAAGAUAAAAAAAAUUGGUGGAUAGUAAUAGGGCAUUAUAAACAUUUUUUUUUAUUUUUUAUCGUCCCUAUUGUUAUUAUAGUUGCUUGCUAUAUAGGAAUAGUUUUAAAACUCACUACAUGCCAUAUUCGAAGGAAAGCUAAAGUUUUUAAACUCAUAUUUGUCAUUGCUUUCCUUUUCUUUCUUUGUUGGAUCCCUUAUAAUAUUAUUAUGAUCCUUAUGUUUCACGGAACCAUUGAAUCGUUUAAAAAUUGCAAUAGUAUUCUACACUAUGUAUUUUACAUCUUCCAAACACUUUUGUAUUUUCACUGCUGCAUAAAUCCUCUUCUUUUUACAUUCUUAGGAACCAAAUUCAGAAGGCACUUUAGUUGUUCAUUUUCAAAUCUUUGUUUACCAAGAGUAAUGUCAAUGGAGCACGAUAUGAGUCUUAGAACAAGCAUGUUAAAUGCAAUUUAAAAACAAAACUUUGAUUACAUUUCCUAACGCACUACAAGUCAUAUAUUAUCAAACCUGUAAAAAGGGUUGGGAGUCAGGUCAACGGUUCCUAUUUGAUAGAUGCAUUCAAUGUUCUUUGCACUUUGAUUUGAUUUACUGCACUGGAGACUAAAGAAGUUCAACUAAUCAUAUUCAACUUCUAACAUUAUCCAGCUACAUUAUAUAUCAACCCUGUAAUUGAUUAAUGAUAGUAGAUUGCUACUUGCUUCUACUAGAAGACCUGUCAGUACAGAACAUUGCUCAGCAAGGGAGCAUCUAUUCUGCAUGUUAUAAAUAUGUCGGUAACCUCUCUGCCCCAUAUGUAGCACACCCCAGUUGCAUCUUGGGUCAGAUCUGUAAGCCCAAAUGUUUGCUUUUCUUAAUGCCCAUGGCAUUUUUCAAUCAUCAGAGAAGCUCUUUGAAACAGAGAACAAAGACUUGCAGCAAUAGAAGAAAGGCUACAGUGUGUUAAGUGCAAAAAAUGGCCUAUUGCAGCCUCUUUUGCACUUUGCACACAGUGUUCUUUAAAACAAAUGACACCUAGUAUAAAACGCAUGCUCAAUGUAUGCUUAAUUUUCUUAAAAAAAAGACUUUCUGUUGAAAAAAGGAAAUAUAUAUUUAUGAAAUGAGCAGUCAAGUUUUGAAU